UCUUCUCCUUUCUUCUCCCAUUCCGGCCAUUGUCGUGCUCCUCCUCCGCCUCUCGCGGUGGUCCGAACUGCCCAUCCCGCCGCUGGGAUGUUGUAAGUAGCAAAUUGUCCAGAUAAGAAGACCACAACCGGAAACAAUAUGCUUUGUCAUUGUGCAAGGUUUCUGUGCUUCUAAGAUUUCGGCAAUCAGAACUAAAGGCCAUCAAGUGCAUACGAGGAUUGAUUAAUUCGUUGGUUGCUUUAGUGGCUUCCGAUAAGGAUUCUUGGAGGAGCUAGCUCAAAUGUAGCACGGCUUAGACCGCCUGAUGUUUCCCCUCAGCCGUGGAUUUGGAGGGGAAGCCGUAGGUUCUUGUUGAGCUGCAGGAAACGGAUGCUGCUCUCCACUUGCUCCGGCCGUUGACGCACUACGGAACCAACCGGCAGGACCAAGACCCCGCCGCCUCGGCAUUGUGACGCGCAGGUAGAGGCCGAGAGCAUCAGUAGCGCUGGAGAAUACAGAGAGAGGAGUGGUGGCGCGGGUGGAGACACAGGGGAGCUGAGGAGGCGGCUGCUUAGUCGGAGUCAGCAGCUGGCCGGCACGGAGGCGCUGGACAGCAGAGAAGGGGAAGAACUCUGCGAGCAAGGGUAUUUUGGUCAGAGUGGCGGUCAAGUGAGAUGGCGGCGUCGCUCUCCAGACCCCUCCGCCUCCGGCUGCACGGCGGCGGGGUGCACCGUCUCCUCCCCUCCCGCGCCUCCACUUCCCACGCCCCAUCACCUGCACCUCCCCCUCCCGGCGCCGCCGCGCCGCCGCCCCCAGGGUCAGGGAAGGAGGCGAGCGCGUGGUCAAAGCUCUUCCUCUUCGCGCCCGGUGCCAUCACCUUCGGCCUCGGCACAUGGCAGCUCUUCCGGAGGCAGGAGAAGAUGGAGAUGCUGGAUUACAGGACGCGGAGGCUGGAGAUGGAGCCCGUCGCGUGGAACGAGACGGCAUCGUCUGCGGCCCUGCGUGAUCCAGCAGCGCUGGAGUUCCGGAAGAUCGUGUGCGAGGGCGACUUCGACGAGGAGAGGUCGGUGUUCGUCGGGCCUCGCUCCCGGAGCAUCUCGGGUGUGACGGAGAAUGGGUACUAUGUGAUCACUCCGUUGGUCCCUCGGUCGACCGAGCCCGGCAGUUUGCAGUCACCUAUCCUUGUGAAUAGAGGAUGGGUUCCACGUGGAUGGCGUGAUAAAAACAUUAAGGGCAACCAAAUCCAUGAUGAACCUUCAGAAUCAAAAGUUGUCAAAAAGACGGAUGAAAAAAGUUCGUGGUGGAAGUUUUGGUCUAUGGAACCUAAAUUGACUCCUGAGAUUGAAAAACCUGGAAAACCUCCUGUAAGAGCUAUUGGAGUAAUCCGAGGAAGUGAGAAGCCAAGCAUAUUUGUUCCAGCUAAUGAGCCCAGUGGUGGCCAGUGGUUUUAUGUGGAUGUUCCCAUGAUUGCUCGUGCUUGUGGGCUUCCCGAAAAUACUGUUUAUAUAGAAGAUAUAACUGAAGAAAUCUCUCCGACAAACCCUUAUCCUGUUCCAAAAGAUGUCAACACCUUGAUUCGUCACUCAGUGAUGCCACAAGACCAUCUUAAUUACACCUUUACAUGGUAUUCUCUUUCUGCUGCUGUGACUUUCAUGGCUACAAAGCGGAUAAAAGCAAAGAAGGUUAGGCUAUAGCAGGAAUGGAGUCCAAACUGCAUUACUGGGUACUUGCGUAUUGAAACCUAUGUUUCUGCUGCUCUGGAAGAUGCCCAAGCUACUGUUUCUUUCCUCUCAAGCAAUAAGUACAAUGUUGUUCUCUUUGUUUCGGUAUGGUGUACAUUGAUUAGCAGUAUCUCACGGUUGAGCUCAGAGGAUACAGCAAUUUUGUUAGCCUAAUUUCUGUUGGAAGGAAGGCCUGUAAUAUUUUGUUAGCCUAAUCUUGUAGUUUCGUUGUAAUAUUUUAUCAGGCAGCUGACAUACAGGGUAGCCUAAAUCAUGUUCGUUGUUCUUGGUUC
Phragmites australis (common reed) is the source of this 1993-nucleotide messenger RNA. Its product is annotated as surfeit locus protein 1. The transcript is spliced from 7 exons. The record is from RefSeq and is a predicted model, not a curated record. Gene Ontology annotation, cellular component: membrane. The coding region runs from base 654 to 1673 and encodes 339 amino acids. Lineage: Eukaryota; Viridiplantae; Streptophyta; Magnoliopsida; Poales; Poaceae.